Caenorhabditis remanei is the source of this 4803-nucleotide messenger RNA. RefSeq lists its product as uncharacterized. The record is from RefSeq and is a predicted model, not a curated record. The transcript has 10 exons. Bases 1 to 4803 code for a protein of 1600 amino acids. Lineage: Eukaryota; Metazoa; Nematoda; Chromadorea; Rhabditida; Rhabditidae.
AUGAAUUUCGGAUACACCGACGGAGGAAUCCCCGACACAAGAUAUGGAUUAACUGUGGAGCUGACUCUCAUAGAAGCAGCCAGGAGAACGACGCUACCUCGUCCUCAGAUUUAUUUUGAAAAAAUUGAUCCAAUUGGAUUUAUUUUCAAAGAGAAAGAAGUGCUUUGCAUGAAAUGUGGGAGGCAGUUUAAAUGCCCAACCACAGAAAAGAAGGUAGUAUAUAACUGCCACGCUCGAGUAGCCUGGAGUGGUCACCCACGGGUGAUCGAUGCAGAAACUUAUAUUAUUAAAAUCGUCGGGAAAGAAGUAUUCGUACCACACAGAGUGGAGUUCGACAGAUAUGGUAUUGAGAAACUCGCGGAACCGCUUGUCGAACCAGAAAGCCUGAGUUCCAACACUGACCUGUUCGCCAGAAUUAAGCACCUGGUUCCAUUCGAUGCCACCAGCUGUCAAUCAACCGGCACAACGCCAGGCACCUCUGGACCCCCGCCACCGACCUCAUCCUCGAAAAAGCCACAUUUGAAGUCACCGAGUGCCUCGAAUGUGACAUUCAAUGAAAGGCGAAAAACCCACACAGCCGGUCAACCUCAUCCAGAGGCACUGGAGAAAGCCUCGAAGAAAAAACCGGAGAAGCCUUCAAAGAAAGAUAAAUCUUCAAAGAAAUCGAAAAAUGCGAAAGCUGUGGAACCGGAGUCCUCGAAUAUCCGAGCUGGCCAACCUCAUCCAGAGUCUCUGGAGAAUCAGAAAGAACCGGAGUACAUCACUCUUUCUGAUGAUGAGAACGAUCCAGCCCCUGCCGAGAUCGAAGUAGUGGCUAUUGUGAAAGAUCCGAGAGCCGUGAUCCCCAGAAGAAAUGAUUCCCGUCAGAUAGCUCGGGUGGAGGCUGCGAUAGUGCUUGGCGAAAGAGCAAUGGAUGUCGAUGAACCACCACGCCGAAGAUAUCGAAGAGUGUCAGAUAACUCUGACAUCGAGAUCAUUGAAGACAUUCCUGAAUUCGAUCCACCAACAAAUGACACAGAGCCAUUGGUUCCAAAAGCUCCAAAAGCUCCAGAAUCUUCAGGAGCUUCUUCUACAUUGAAGAGGGCUGCCAGUCCUCGAGAUCUUGGAAUGAUCACCGCCAAGAGAUUUAGUAAGGAUGAUUCGCCGGAUAUUGGAACAUCUGUCAAUGCUGAUGAAGUUUCUAAAGCUACCGUACCCCAGAAGUCUUCUCCUAUUGCCGAGGAACGUCGGGAUGAAGAACCUGGCAGCGAAGAGACUCCAAUGAACAGUGCUGCCCAUCCAGAAGCUUCGUCGUCAUCAGAAGUCAAAAAGAAUCCAGAAGAUAACGAUCGUGAUCUAUAUGAUUUUAUAUUCACAGAGGAGUCAGAAAAUCAAAGCUCGAAGCAGAAUGUAGUCGCACCAAAAAUCUUGCUGAAAGAAGAAAAAUCUGUACCUGCCCCAGAGCGUUGGGCGGCCAAACCUCAGGACAAAGAGAUGGAAAUCGAAAAUGAACUGGAGAAAGAUCAGGAAAUGAUUGAUGUGGAUCAAAAUAACAGCGAUAUGAACGAAGCUUCCCGGAGAGAUCAAUCGAUAUCAGAUGAUUCGGAAAUUGAAAUCAUCGAAGACAUUCCAAGAGGAGCUCAAGCAAAUGCGCCAGGACCUGAAUUCGACGAACCAACAAAUUUCAAUGAUCGUGCAGAGGUUUCAAUUGAAAGAGAACCCUUGGCUCCAGAAACUUCUCGUCAAUCAUCUCCCGUUUCUGAAUGUUCUAAAUCCAGUCAACAUGAAGAUUAUGACGCUUAUUCAGAUGAUUUUGUGGAAACUGAAGAACCAGAGGAUCGAGAUGUCAGUGUUGCCAAACCAGAAGCAGAGAAAGAUUCAGAAGCUUCAACAUCUGUAACUUCUCAUUCCGUUGUGACAAAUGCAGCCCCAGAUGUUCAAUUUGACGUGGAAAUGGUAGAAGAAGAGAAAGUGAAGUCUAUUUCUCCAGAGCCAGAAAUCGUGAAGUCUAGAGAGUCUUCUCCGGAAAUCCCAAUCCCUGAGUCAAAUGGACAACAGGAUGUAAUUGUAUUGGAUCAGGAUAUGGAGGAUGAGAACAUCAUGGAAGACCAAUAUGCUGCUCCAGAAGAAGAUAACUCAUUAGAAGAAUUAGAAGACAAGGAAUCUCAGGAACCGUCUCCCAUUAAAAGUCAGGAAGAUAUCGAGGAGGAAGAAGAUCUCCUGCUCCCAGUCACAGAAGCUGAUGAUGGCUCUGAAGCUGAUGGUGAAGAAUCUGAUGAAGAAAAACUGGAGGAUGCAGAUUUGGAUCAAGCAGAUAGGAAUUCAGAAGACCGAUUGUCUCCAGAACCAGUUGAUGAUAAUAUUUUGGAGCAAAUUUCUGAAAAUCCUGAUGAAGAAUCUCUCGAGGACAUGAGCGACAAUCACCCAGGAGAAGAAUCUCCAGAUCUCGAAUCAGCUGAACCACACAAUGUGGAAUCGGAGAAAAUCUCAGAGAAUCAGAAUGAAGAAUCUGACGAUGACAUGGAUGACUCAUUGGCUGAUGAAAGAACUCACCAAUCUGCUCCAGAUUCUGAAGAGCCCGACGUCGAAAUGGAGGAUGAAGAAGAUGUGAUUGCAACGGAGGAACCACUGAUGGUAGAAACAGAUGAUGUCACUGUCCAGAAGUCUCCAGAAUCCCCCACGACGUGCUCACCAAUUCUACGUAGUCUUCUUCUCGAUCAGUCCCCCAAAAGUCGGGCAAUGUCCGCCGAUCCAAAUCUUGAAGAAGAAGAAGUAUCAGAAGAUGAGGAGCCCCAAGACGUCGAUGCUGGAGAAAUGGACGUGGAAGACUCUAACGAAGUCGAGCCGGAGCUUGAAGCACCAGGAGUUGCACCGACACAAGCUGAAGAUGUCCUGAUGGAAGUGAACGUAGCAGAAGAAGAAGAGGUUACUGAAAAGAAAGAGGAGAAGGAAGAUGCGAAGCCAACUAAGAGAGAGCCAGUUGUGACUGCCAGACCCCGAGGAAGAACACGAGUAACGAUUCAGAUUGACCGAGGAACCUCGAUCCCCACUGGCCUCACUCGAAAGCCGUUCCACUUCGAGGUGAAAGUCAAAUCGAGACUUGUGAGCCCAAAAGCAGAACCAGAACCCGCUGAUGAACCCGAAGUAAAACCCGGUGUAAAACGAGGAAGAAAAGCGGCCAAGAAGGAAGAAAAGGAAGAAGAGGAGGAUAAGAAAGAAAAGAAAUUAGUCCCUGUAGGCCCGGAAUUCCAAGCAGAGCUCCCCGAAAUUCAAGAAUCGGGAGACUAUUCAUCUGAUGAAGAAAGUAUGGAAGAAGAAGUCUAUUGGGAGGAGGAUCAACAAGGAGGAAGUGUCUACGAGAGAGAUAUGGCUGUAUACCAACGUGCCAUUCUCCUCACCUUCAAUGGGCACAUUCCCAUGGAAAAAGCCCUUGGACAUCUGAGGAAUUGUGGCUUCGAUUUUGGAUGUGCUUUGGACUCCAUCGACCAGUGCCUGAAGGAGCUCCCUCAAGCGAUGAAGCCAAUUUGCCAUGGCCAGGCAAAGCAGUUGGCGGAGUUCCUGAUGAGGGAUAACCAACACAAGUUCCGCAGAUGGAGAAGGCACAUCCAGGAGCAAGCAAUGAGAAAUUAUCAUAUUGGGGAGAUCCAUAACUUUUUGUUACGGACUAUGAUGCCCAAAUAUGUAAACCAUCAUGUGGUGCUCUACCCGGACGAAAAGACCUUGGAUUUCGAACCAAAAUGGAUGCCACGCGGAGAGCUUCCCUGCACGUGCAAUUUCUUCACACACGAAGAUAUUGUGCACGAGCCACGGAUAUCGUGCACAAAUUGCACAAAGAUGUUCCGAAACGUCGAAGGACUUCCAGACAAGCUCUGCUUGGUAUGCCAAGCCUAUGAAGGCUUCAAAGGCCGAAGAAGACCAGCAACGAACGUCGUGUUCAAUGAUGAUGAAUCGACGUAUCUGAGAAAAUGGGACAUCUACGAGAAAACCCAAAACUGCCGGAUUUCGAAGGAGGAUUUCGACAAAGUUCUUUUGGAACAAGACACGGCGAGGUGGUUAAGAAUGGAGCUGACGGAAGAGGAAAAGGAUAUGGUCGACUGGACAGCAACAGAAUUGAAAGACUGGAAUGACGACCUCCCAGAAGACGAGAAGGCCGAAUAUGGAGAGGAGGUGGCUGCUCAACUCAAGCCAUUCGAGAUUCCAUUCCUCUCAAGAUGUCGGUGUAAGGAGUCCGGAAGCAUUCCAAGGAAUUCGGAGAAUUGGGAAAAAUCGAAAUUUGAGGAAGACGAGAAAGAACUGUUCCGGGAUGCCAUCUUGAAGCACGACGGUGAUCAGAUGGCCGCUGCGGAGGAGUUGGAAGUAGAGGCGGAACUGGUGGAGAGGUUCGCCCAACUGUUCCCGAGUGGAAGCGGUCUCUAUAAGAGAAAGAAGUUCGAGCUCCGCCCCCGCCCAAUUCUCCCCCACACCAAUCUGCCACCUCCAACCCCAAUUCCGAUUGUCUUCAAGAAGGAAAAUGUCUCGGAGAAACAGAGACGAAGAGCCAAAGGAGAGAUCGAUGAAGACUACGACGUCAACGAAGAGAAAGAUUCGGAUUAUGAUCCAAACGAGAACAAGAUGAUUUCUCAAGCUAAGGCGAAGAAAAAGAGAGCCGCUGCUGCCGCUGCCGCCAAGGCUGCUGCAAAGAAGAAACCGGCUGCUCCAAAGAAACCGCCGGCUGCUGCUCCGAAACCUCCUUCUUCUGCUCCACGGAAACCGCCAACCGAACGACAGCCUCCCGCGGAACCUCAAGUUUCUGCGCGGGAAUUAAGGGCCAGAGCAAGACAGUAA